Molecule: messenger RNA, 1244 nt
Organism: Anoplophora glabripennis (Asian longhorned beetle)
Lineage: Eukaryota; Metazoa; Arthropoda; Insecta; Coleoptera; Cerambycidae
Exons: 4
Coding region: 108-1049 (313 amino acids)
Molecular function (GO): protein binding
Source: RefSeq, a predicted model, not a curated record
CAGCUCAUAACUGCUAUCCAAGUACUACGAAAACCAAGGUUUGCAUACAGACUAUAUAAAUAGAAGUCAACUGGAACUGCUUCAGUUCCGAAUUUUCAUCCGUGGAAAUGAUUACCAAGUUUGCAGUUCUUGCACUCCUGGUGCUCUACUCUUUCGUCCCCAGCACUAGCGGGCAAUGCGUGGCCAACAGUGUCCUGAAUCUAAGGAUCGGUGCUAACGCCGUAUUGUCGUGGGAAAUCGACCCGAACGACCCGUGCGAGAUAGACGAGUUCCAAGUAGACGUCACUGGUGACAGAGAUGACGAAUAUCACUUCAAAGUGAGGGAAACCGAAGUGGACCUCUCUUUCUUGGAGAUCUGCGAAGAAUGGGUGUUCGUCGUGACUCCCGUUUCAGACGGAACUUUGGGAUUCGAGCGUCGUCUCACUGAAAACAUUCCCCUUCCACCAAGUGCUGACAUCUCCCUCAGAUACUUGAACCUGACGGAGAUAGAGCCUAGAGAUGUUCUUUUGGAAUGGGACCUGACGAAUCACACUCACGGUGACUGUACUCUGAGAUACAGGGUCACUCUCGAAGACCUAGACGACGGUAGCAUUCAAGAUUUGUACGUUAGGGGGCAAUCGGUACAUCUUCACCUGCUCUCGCCUUGCGUACCUUACCACAUAACCGUUAGGGCGGUUAAUAGGGCUCAUCCUACCAUCGAGGGUCCCAUGAGAUUCCAUGACCACGAGAUUGAACCAAUACCUGAAGAUCCUCCCACGCUUAGGACCAUAGAGAUAGGCGCCACAGAGGUCAGCAUGACCUGGCGGUUGGAAAACCCCGGUAGGAACCGUUGUCCGAUCAGGACGCUGUACGUCGACGCCGGCAGCAACUUUAAUAUUUCCUUGCCGCUCGUGGACACUCCCGAAAGGCCGCCAGUGGAGGUGAACCUGAGGGGGCUCUAUCCCAACAGCAUGUACUUCUUGAAAGUUAGUGUCGAGAACUCUGGAGGUUUAUCCCGACCGGGUCUAAUAGGUGUGCAGACCUUGGAUUUAUCGCCAGGAAGCGAGUAGAUUUCCUCAUCUCCAGAUGAUUAUUUAUUUCAAAUUGUAACAAACCAAUAGUUUAUUUUAUUGCUCUAUUUGGAAGUUCUUGUAAUUUACAAUGUAAACACGAUCUCUAACUCCCAAAAAAUAAAACUGAUCGAUAAGUAAGUAUUAAAAUGGUUCUGAUGAUUCGAAACAUCAUUAAAAAUAUUUAGUCGCAAA